GUUGAGCUAAUUACCUUAAAUUGUGAAAUCUUACCACAAACUGAGAGAGAAAAAGAGAUGGAGAUUUGGGUGCUACCUGUGGCAACAUUAGCUCUGUUUUUGCUCUUGAAAUUAAUGUUUUGUUGGUGGAUUUCACCUAUCCAAACACAUCAUAAGCUGAAAAGAUGUGGGUUUGGAGGGCCACCCCCAAGUUUUCCACUUGGAAACAUUCAAGAGAUGAAAAAUAAGAAUAGCUUUAAAUCUUCAGUACUCGAGUCCUCCAAACUCACCCAUGAUAUUCACUCCAUUGCGUUCCCCUAUUUCUCUCGGUGGCAAAAUUCUCACGGGAAGGUCUUUGUGUACUGGCUGGGCACAGAACCAUUUUUGUACAUUGCAGACCCUGAAUUCUUGAAGAAAUUGAACACAAAGGUUUUGGCCAAGACAUGGGGAAAACCUAGUGUGUUCAGAAAUGACAGAUUCCCCGUGUUUGGAAAUGGUUUGGUUAUGGCUGAAGGCAACGAAUGGGUUCAUCACCGCCAUGUUAUAGCCCCAGCAUUUUCCCCUAUUAACUUGAAGGUAAUGGCAAGCAAAAUGGUGGAGUCCACAAAUAAAAUGAUAGAUAGAUGGAUUGCCCAAAUUAACACCGGCAACCCUGAAAUUGAUGUGGAGAGGGAGAUUAUAGCAACAGCAGGAGAGAUCAUAGCAAGGACAAGCUUUGGCAUGAAGGACGAAAAUGCAAUUAAAGUGUCUGAAAAUUUCCGUGCCCUGCAAAUGACACUUUUCAAGACAACAAGAUAUGUAGGGGUUCCCUUUGGCAAGUGUUUCGACAUGAGGAAAACUUUAGAGGCCAAGAAACUCGGGAAGGAGAUCGAUCGGCUCUUGAUGUGCGUCGUAACGGCUCGAAAGAAAUUAUCGGUUGAGGGUCGAGAUCGAGAAGACUUAUUGGAAUUAUUGUUGCAAGAAAAUCAUCGAGCUGAGAAGAAGUUAGGGAAGACAUUGAGCACGCGGCAAUUGGUUGAUGAGUGCAAGACCUUCUUCUUUGCGGGUAAUGAGACCACAGCAUUGGCUAUCUCGUGGACUUUGUUUCUUCUAGCUGUGCAUGAAGAUUGGCAAAUCCAGUUACGAGAGGAGAUAAAAGAAGUGGUAGGUGAUAAAGAAAUUGACAUUAACGUGCUUGCUGGACUUAAAAAGAUGAAAUUGGUGAUGAAUGAAGUUAUGAGGCUCUAUCCAUCAGCACCGAAUGUGCAAAGGCAAGCUAGAGAAGACAUCCAUGUUGAUAAUUUAACAGUUCCUAAUGGAACAAAUCUGUGGAUCGACGUUGUCGCGAUGCACCAUGACCCGAAACUGUGGGGAGAAGAUGUGAAUGAGUUUAGACCUGAGAGGUUCAUGGAUGAUGUCAAUGGUGGAUGCAAGCACAAGAUGGGGUACUUGCCUUUUGGGUUUGGAGGGAGGAUGUGUAUUGGUAGGAACUUGAGCUUGAUGGAGUAUAAGAUAGUGUUAACUCUUCUCCUCUCUAGAUUUAGCUUCAAACUUUCCUCUAGUUAUGUCCAUUCACCUUCUAUCAUGCUCUCCCUUAGGCCCACUUGUGGUCUCCCUCUAAUAGUUCAACCACUUUAAAACCGUUAGCCCGUUGACCAUAAAAUAAAACCGUUAGUGCAUUCUAUUUUGUGUUCUUAGUGCAUAGUGGAAAUUCACUGUUAAGCCAAAAUCGGAGUAGUCAAAAGCAACUUCUCAUUGAAUUUGCAUCCACCAUAAUUAUUUUAGUCUCAUUAUACAAAUAUUCACUUUAGUGUAUUUGAUGUUUGGUUUUGAAAAUAAUAGAUGUGGUAUUCUAAAGUUGUAUUUAUUUAUAAUAUCAAU
This is a messenger RNA of Lotus japonicus, 1839 nucleotides long. RefSeq names its product cytokinin hydroxylase-like. Gene Ontology annotation, molecular function: oxidoreductase activity, acting on paired donors, with incorporation or reduction of molecular oxygen; iron ion binding; monooxygenase activity. The transcript is spliced from 4 exons. Bases 58 to 1596 code for a protein of 512 amino acids. The record is from RefSeq and is a predicted model, not a curated record. NCBI's taxonomy places the organism in Eukaryota, Viridiplantae, Streptophyta, Magnoliopsida, Fabales, Fabaceae.